AUGUCUAUUUCGGGCGAAAGUGACUUGUUCAACAUCAUCAUUGUUGGCGGAGGCAUUGCAGGAUUGUCCGCGGCAAUUGCGUUAAGAGGACCGAAUCGGAAGAUCACUGUGCUAGAACAAAGUCGCCUUAACCGAGAGAUCGGUGCCACAAUAUCCCUUCAGCCCAAUGCGUCGAAGAUUGUUGAGAAACAAUGGGGUCUUGAAGAAAGACUUACCAAGUCGGGGUCCAUGGCCGACAAAGCUUUUCGCAUCUUCAAUACAGAAGGAAAGCUGCACGCCGAAAUUCCAUUUCACUUGAAAAAGAGCUAUGGAGCUGAGCGAAUGAUCUAUCAUCGUAUUGAUCUACAUGAUGCUCUGAAAUAUGCAGCAACACGACGCGAAGAAAAUGUGACUCCUGUCGAACUUCGAACGGGCUGUGUAGUUCGGGAAUGCGACCCAGAAGCUUGCACUGUGACCCUCGAGUCCGAGGAGGUACUUACUGCAGACCUCGUCAUUGGAGCUGAUGGAAUCAAGAGUGUUCUUCGUCAAUCAAUUAUCGGGAAGGAGGCCCCCGCAAUACCAACUGGACUGUCUGCAUAUCGACUCGUGAUUGACAGCUCCGAGCUGGAACAAGACAAGGAUUUUACAUCUGUGAUAGACCCGCGGGAGUCAUUCACCACCAUGAUUAUGGGACAUGAUAGAAGGAUCAUCAUGGGCCCCGCCAGGAACGGGUCCAUCUACAGCAUUGUAGCUCUCGUCCCCGAUGAUAAAAUGCAAGAAAAUGCCGACGGGAAGUCGUGGACCACGAAAGGUGACCCAGAUAUGCUCAGAGAGACCUUUGACGUGUUUCCAAAGUGGGCCAAGACCGUUUUUAAGAAUUGCACAGAAGUCGGACUCUGGCAGCUGCGUGAUCUGGACCCCUUGGACACUUGGUAUCGGGACCGUGCAAUCAUCAUUGGAGAUGCUGCUCACCCGAUGCUUCCAACGCAAGGACAAGGGGCUAGCCAGGCUAUCGAAGAUGCGGAGGCUCUCGGGGUCAUCUUUUCAGACAUUAAGGGAAAGCCGACAGCAGCCGAGAUCCAAGAGAGGUUGAAGAGAGUAUUCGACUGUCGGUGGGAGAGGGCUACGCUCAUCCAGGGCUACAGCAGACAGGCUGGAAAGCCCGCGACAGAUAAGGCCAACAACAAGAUCACAAUGAAUCCGGCCGAGUUCAUGGACUACAAUUGUACGUACAGUGGCGCGAAGCACUGGAUAGAGCGCCAAGAAAAGGGGAAGGCCUUGAUUGAAGUGGAGGAGUCAAAGAAUCCGGAGCCAGUCUUCGUUGCGACGAAACAGCUGGCUAGAAUCUCUUUGGGCAAUAAAUGAAAAGUCUAUACUGGCGCCUCAAAGGAGAGAUACUCAACAAACGACAAGGAUAACAUUAGUCUAUCCAAUAUUGCCACUCCGUCGUGACUGGGUACAUAGACUACCUUCAUCACAUUAGACUAGAGUCAUACUGUUGUUCAGAAUCUGCCCAAUUACGUCAAUCUGCGCGAGAAAUCGCGAAGCUCUUGCUUUGAGUCAUUUAGACGUUGCAAUUGAGCUCAUUGCUACCCCUCAGCCACCACGCAAAUUGAUAUCAUCUUUUCUCUUGGUCUAACUCGCGGUAUUCGCAAUUCGUUUUGGCCUCAGUGGUUCUGUGGC
Molecule: messenger RNA, 1662 nt
Organism: Colletotrichum godetiae
Lineage: Eukaryota; Fungi; Ascomycota; Sordariomycetes; Glomerellales; Glomerellaceae
Exons: 13
Coding region: 1-1344 (447 amino acids)
Molecular function (GO): FAD binding; monooxygenase activity
Source: RefSeq, a predicted model, not a curated record